GCCUUCGGGACGCCGUGCUGCGUUCUGGUGCCCCGGCCCCGCCGCGGCCGUCAGCCCCGCCGCUGCGUAGGGCCCCGGCCGCCGCGCCGCGCCGCCGAUGGAGCUGGAGGCGCAGUGGUGGACAGGACAGCUGGCUGCCGACAUCCACCAGGCGCUUCGCUACAAGGUAGCCCGGCGCGGCGGGGAUUCGGUCGGGGAGGAGGGUCUGAGCGGGGGACCUUGGUGGGCGGCGGGGGACGGCGGCGGUCUCGGUACCUUUGUGAAGGCUGAACAAUCGGAGCCAGCCCCGUGGCUGGAAGCGGCGUGGAAAGAGUGAGGCGACCGGACUUCGGUGGAGUUUGCUUUAUCCUCAGUUAAGGCUCAGGCUGUUUGUUCUCGGGCGUGACAGUUUCUGUGAGUGACCGGACUCCUUUCUGCAUUUAAAAAAGGACAGGGGUCACGGGGCGCUUAAUUCUUCUGUCUGGAUGUGGAAAUGGCUUCAAGUUUAAGCUCUGCGGAAAGCGUUGUGGAGCUGUUGGAACAAAAAUCUCCAAAAGCCAAACAAACAAACACUAGGUGCAGCAAGAGUAGAGGGUUUAAGUAAUGCUGCUUUGAAGUUACUUCAGCUAACUCAAAGUUGCUCUUUGGGGCUGCUUUCUUAAUAAAAUACGUCUUUUCAGCCCGGAGCUGAAAAACAGUUUACAGUGGCUGAGCCUACUAAAAAUGCACUUUUGCUGCCUGAUAGUACUUGGAGCUGAAGCUGCCCUCCUACAAAGGACAAUCUCCCCAGCUACAUCUGAGAAGAUACUUUGCAGAUCUGAUUGCCAUUGUGAGCAAUCGGUUCAGGCUUUGUCCUGCUGCACGACAUCUAGCUGUGUACCUGUUGGACCUCUUUAUGGAUCGUUAUGACAUAUCUAUACAGCAGCUGCAUGUGGUUGCUCUUUCCUGUUUACUUUUAGCAAGUAAAUUUGAAGAAAAGGAAGACAGCGUUCCCAAACUUGAACAGCUGAACAGCUUGGGUUGUAUGACUAACAUGAAUUUGGUACUAACAAAACAGAAUUUGCUUCAUAUGGAGUUGUUGUUGCUAGAAACAUUUCAGUGGAAUUUGUGCCUCCCAACUGCUGCUCAUUUCAUCGACUAUUAUCUUUCUAUUGCUGUCCAUGAGACUGAUCUUCAUGAUGGCUGGCCAAUGGUUUGCUUAGAGAAGACUAAGUUAUAUAUGGCAAAAUAUGCUGAUUACUUUCUGGAAGUAUCAUUGCAAGAUCAUGCAUUUUUAAAUUAUGCUCCUUCUUUAGUUGCUACUGCAUGUGUAGCUUCUUCAAGGAUCAUCUUGCGUCUCUCACCAACGUGGCCUACCCGACUGCAUCAUCUUACUGCAUACUCCUGGGAUUUUCUAGUGCCAUGUAUUGAGCGACUAUUAAUUGCGCAUGAUAAUGAUGUGAAGGAAGCAAACAAGCAAAAAGGACAACAUGCUCAGUCUGCCCAACACACUGUAUUUCAGACCCCAGCUCCAACUCCCCAGCAGGCUAAUGCUCAACAGCACAUACCACAGUAUCUCCAAGCUCAUCAGUCUUCAUUACAGUAUCACCAUCAGGCAUCACAGCAGCAAAAGUGUCAACAGAUAUUAUCAUCUAAUCAUACAGCAUCUUACCCACUUCAGACUUGCCCUGCUGCCUUACAGUCUACUGUUCAGGCUCGAGGCCAUGCACAGACUAGUGCUGCAAUGUCACUUGCUGCUCCGCUAGAAGUGAAGCCAUGUAUAAGUGUCUCCUACAACCGGAGUUAUCAAAUGAAUGGACGAUAUUCCUGUAUUACUCCCUGCUUUGAGAGGUGAUAAGUACAGAAUAGUUUUGUGCUUGUUUGGGGUGGGAAGUUGUGUUGAGGGGAAUUGUUUUGGGUUGGGUUGUUUUUUUUUUUGUUAACCCUCAAAUAAGUUUGAGGGCAACAAAUCAAAUAAAAGAGUGUCUUUCUAGGAAAAAAGGCAACUGGAUUGACAAGCAGUACCAUAGGUCAAAUACAGACUUGCUACAAGCACACAGAACACCCUCCAAAAAGAACGUGUAUACCUGGGGGUAAUAAGUUCUUACUCUGGCACUUGGAAUACUCGGUGCUUCUGACGCACAUCUUUGAAAUACUAGUCAAAAGUAGCUGUGGAUUAACUAUAGACUUACCUUUUAAUGAAGGAGAUACACAGUAUUAUUUUGAAGACAUUUAUGUAAUACCACCAUACAGUAUUAACAGUUUACUGAAACUUCAGAAUCCAUUGAAUGCCAGGUUUCUCCAGAUACAUGGGAACCACAGGAGGAAACAGAUCUCAUCUGGCUAACUCUGUAUUCUUGCCCCUUUUUCAGCAUAUGUGUUGGAUAUUUGCUUUAGGCUAAGGCAUUUGAGUUAACUGGUAUUUUGGCUAGUUCUUAAGUUUUGUACCUCACAGGAUAGACACUAUAUUUUUGCUUCUUUUCUUUUCCCUGUCCUUUUAAGUUUAAAGUAACUCUUUCAUACUAACUCAGGGAAUUUUCUGUUCAUUACUCUGUGCUGCUGGUUUGUAUACUUAAUUGGGUAUAACUUGAAGGGAGAAAGGUAAAGAGGGAAGACACUAUAGCAGGUGGAGUGGCUUUUCUUCAGGGCAUCUAUAUGCAGGAGUACCAAAGGGAUAUGUUAGUAUUCACAGAAUGUAGAUGUAAGCUACUGCCCAGCAGUGUGCUACUGAAUAACUGAAGAAAAGAGAGUUUCAGCUGAACUUGUACUGUACCAGAACUACUACAGUGGCUGCGAUUACUCUGUGUAUACACAAACACACAUGUAUUAUUAAUCAACAGAGAGCAUCCUCCAGUUGUACUGAUGGUAUCACUCGUACAAAAAAAGUACAGUUAAAUGUACUUCCAGGCUUACAGUGGAGGAAAAUUCUCAGGUAAUAGUGGGGCAACUUUUUCUUCUACUAUGUUGCAGUUCUAGGAGAAAAUGCAGAGAUUUACUCUUCUAAAUGGGUGGAUCAAAAAUAUAUUGCAGAGUGAACUGCUUUAUCACAAUUAAGGUGCUAAUUAUGUAACUUUAUGGACUUACACUAUCUCCUGUGGAGUGGGUAGUCAGAGGGUAGAAAGCUUCACUCAUCCAACUAUUGGAUGAAAAUGGUGAUAUUAAUGGAGGGUUGGUUUUGGGUUGUUUGUUUU
Pezoporus occidentalis (night parrot) is the source of this 3149-nucleotide messenger RNA. It is a transcript of the gene CCNJ, whose product is annotated as cyclin J. The record is from RefSeq and is a predicted model, not a curated record. Gene Ontology annotation, cellular component: cytoplasm; cyclin-dependent protein kinase holoenzyme complex; nucleus. Gene Ontology annotation, molecular function: cyclin-dependent protein serine/threonine kinase regulator activity. Bases 875 to 1813 code for a protein of 312 amino acids. Lineage: Eukaryota; Metazoa; Chordata; Aves; Psittaciformes; Psittacidae. Gene Ontology annotation, biological process: regulation of cyclin-dependent protein serine/threonine kinase activity; mitotic cell cycle phase transition. The transcript has 6 exons.